CUAGAGACAAUAAAAUAUUGUUUGUUUUUUUUGUCCAGAAAGCACUGAGGCACUGUUUUGUAAAGUCAUGCUAAGCUAAGCUAAGCUAAGUUAAGUUACGCUAAGCUGCGCGAGCCACCAUUUCGCUUUGUUUACUUCCGGUAUGGCGCUGAUGAAAUGAUAUGAAACCUCGCCAGGGUAAAAGGACGUGUGUAGCAGAAGUGAAACGCAUUUCGAGUGAAAUAAGCAGGAGUCAGGAGCUGGAAGGAGCCACAGCAGACUGCUUUAAACUCUGUGCGACACUGAGAGGAGUUUCAGCCUGACACACGAUGCGUACCAGACAGCGAGGAUUUAAUCUUGGCCUGCUCUUGCUGGCGUCUCAGGUGUUCCAGAUCGGCACGGACAACAUCCCUCCUGCUACACUAGUGACGCUCGGCCUUAAUGUCUACCUCUUCCUGUUUCCUGUCAAGCCCCUCUUACAGACGUGUGUGAGCGUACAGUAUGCAUACUGGGAUGGAGACUGGCAUCGUCUCCUGUUCUCUCCUCUUCACCACGUCGAUGAUUGGCACCUCUACUUCAACAUGGUCUCCUUCCUCUGGAAAGGCAUCAACCUGGAGCGCAGGCUCGGCACCGCCUGGUUCACCUACCUCCUGUCCGUCUUCUCUCUGCUUACCGGAUUGGUCUAUCUGCUCCUGGAGGCGGGGCUAACGGAGCUCAUGGACGAUUCCUCCUUCAGCAUGCAGUGCGCCGUAGGGUUUUCGGGAGUUCUCUUCGGGCUGAAAGUUGUGAACAAUUAUUAUAACCCGGGCGGGGUCAAAUACAUCAUGGGGUUUCCUGUAGCCAAACGCUAUGCCUGCUGGGUGGAGCUAAUCCUCAUUCACAUCCUGAACCCAGGGACGUCGUUUGUUGGGCACCUGUCUGGUAUUUUGGUGGGGCUUCUCUACACUACUGGUCCCCUCAGAACACUUAUGAAAAUGUGUGCAGGUUUUGUAAGUGGUAAUGGAAACUAUGGCAGGCCUCGCACGUACUAUAACUCGUCAGGUUACAGUGGAUAUGGAAUGCCCUACACGCCAAACAGCUCUCCCUACGACAGGCAGGGUCUCUAUAACAGAGUCGAUCCAUCGGCACCCCCUCAGCACCCUUAUACGGCUGGUCUUUCGGAGAGGGAGCAGUUCGAGGCAGCCAUUAGGGCCAGCCUGCAAGACCAAGGCCGUAUGGAAGACUGACCAAGUGUGUAAAUGUGUGUCCUGCAGGACGGCGUGCCCACCGCAGACCACUGUAUGGGUUCAAUGCCAACUUGCCCAACUUGGAGGAAAUACGUCAGCGCCGACUUCAGAGGUUUGACAGUUAAAAUAAAUAAGUGAAAACCUUUUAAAGCUUUUAACCUUUAAAGAUAAAUGUUUACAGCAACCUUUCAGAAGGACAGGAGGGUUCUCUCAGGAUCGCUAAUGUUUCACUGAUAGAUGCUAAAAAUUCUGUUUACAGUAUCAGAGUAUGUAACAAUAUUCUUACAAUGCAAUGUAUUACUUACUUUUCUUUAUGCCGUGUCACAUAUCACUUUCACUUGCACUUUCGGACUAGUAAGACUUUAUAAUUGAAAAUCCUUUAAAGAUGUUUCUGUCUAGAAACCUGGCCUUUAUUCACCUAUGCUAUGAAGUUAAGUGGCUUUUAUAAGUUUUGUUUAUAUGCACUCAUAUAAGCCAUUGUAAAUGAUUGUAGAUAAACAUUAUGUUUAUCUCUUGUGAGUCUUAAUACUUUGCACUAUGAAGUGUAAGAUAUCUCCAAAGUCUUGGCUAAACUGUUUUGCUGGCUGUCUUCUUUCUCAAUGAAAGUUUAUUUUUGUAAAUAAAUCCUACAUUUUGAGAUGUACCUUAA
This is a messenger RNA of Pangasianodon hypophthalmus (striped catfish), 1854 nucleotides long. It is a transcript of the gene rhbdd1, whose product is annotated as rhomboid domain containing 1. The coding region runs from base 309 to 1205 and encodes 298 amino acids. The record is from RefSeq and is a predicted model, not a curated record. Gene Ontology annotation, cellular component: membrane. Lineage: Eukaryota; Metazoa; Chordata; Actinopteri; Siluriformes; Pangasiidae. The transcript is spliced from 8 exons. Gene Ontology annotation, molecular function: serine-type endopeptidase activity.